AUGAAGCCUGGCCAGGAGAACCCGAAGGUCACGUUGUGGGUAGUUGACCUAAGGUCGAUCAAGCUACGUGACCUGAAACCCCCGAACUUGGUCAAAGACCAGGAUCACUACUUCACAGCGGUGACCUGGGUGGAUGCUACUACCAUCAGUGUAGUGUGGAUGAACCGAGCACAGAACACCUCCGUGGUCACCACCUGCUCUCACCCCAUGUACUUCUGUGAGGCGACACACACAGAGCAGUCAGGAGAUCAUGGCUGGGUAGAACUAUAUGAUGCUCCUAUAUUCUCUGAGGAUGGGCAGAGCUACCUGCUGAGACUACCAGUGCGUGACGGCGAGGAGGGAGAGUUCAAGCAUGUCAACAUAUACAGCGUGCGCAUGCGUCGCGUCAUUCCCAUCACACACGGGGCUUUUGAGGUCACAGAGAUCCUGGGUUGGGACCAGAACAACAAUUACAUCUACUACAUGGCAACAAUGGAGGAGAAACCUGGAGAACGUCAUCUGUUCCGUGUGGCAGAUGUGUCGUCACCGAUGCUUCGUCUGCCAGAGUGUUUGUCGUGCCUGGAGGCUGACAAUACUACCGACAUGUGUCUUUAUAACAGGGCACAUCUUUCCCCCGAUUUUGCCUUCUUUGUUCUUGAGUGUCUCGGACCAGAUGUUCCCAGGACUUACCUCUUCUCUACAUGGAGCAGUCAGGGUGGUCACAAAGUUGAGGAUAAAGAGAAGCGUGGGGCUGCAGCCAUGAGCAUGGCACCGAGGGUAAGGAACCCCGGCCACCACUCUCAGCCUCUGCUCACUUGUCCAAGUUUUACAGCUUACUCAUUAUCACUGAUGGCAGCAGCUUGCUCUCUAGUGGAGACUUAUACUAAGACUGAUACAGAUCUUUGCAUGACUGUGACAUCUCACUAUAAAUCCUGCAGAACACAUAUGAAGUUAACAGCUUCCUCAUCAUUCACAUAUAUAUUCAUCAGGUAUGCUGCACCCGGAGCCCAGGCAGUCACAUCCAAGAUGAGGAUCUCGUGGGGCACCUUCCUUGCGUCCAAGAAAGACAUCAUAUACGCUAUGAUCGAUGGACGUGGCUCUGGUUUCCAGGGUGACAAGAUUAAGCACGAGGUGUUCCAUGCUCUGGGAGGGAAGGAGGUGGACGACCAACUUGCAGUUGCCAGAUACCUUCGUGACAAUCUACACUUCGUUGACGAGCGCAGGAUUGCUAUCUGGGGCUGGAGCUACGGUGGCUAUGUUACCACUAUGGCCUUAGCAAGAGAUGCUGAUAAAGUCUUCAGCUGUGGUAUUGCUGUGGCCCCAGUUGCUCGGUGGGAACAUUACGACUCUGUGUACACUGAAAGGUACAUGGGUUCGCCACACGUGUAUCCUGGUAGCAACUACAAGGGCUACGAGGCUGCUGAUGCCACCAAGGUGGCUGGCAACCUAAAAGAGAAGACCUUCCUUCUAAUCCAUGGUACAGCUGAUGAUAAUGUUCACUACCACCACUCCAUGAUGUUGGCCAAGGCUCUGGUAGAUGAGGGAGUCCUCUUCCAGCAGAUGACAUACGCAGAUGAGAACCAUGGCCUGACUGGCGUCAAGGAGCACUUGUACCGCACUAUGAACAAGUUCCUCUCAGAGUGCUAUCGCCCAACCAUCAAAGAGCUCUAUUUCCUCAUUAAAAAGAAGAAGAAGGAAAUUGAGGAGAUUGGCUAUCUGUAAAUAUAAUGGCGAAAAGGGUAGUAAGACCCUCUGUAUUUAAUUGAAGAUGGAUGACUCACCAAGUCUGGAUAUUUUACAGUGGUCCUCAGUCCUCACAACAAUGACCUCUCUUAAAUUAGUGUUAGACAUACAUGGACAUCAUUGACUGAUGUGAAGGCAAAAGUAGAUGAUAACCACCUUUUAAUAUUUAAAAGUGGAAAACUGUCAAUCAUAAAGCCCCCUUUUUUAGUUGUAAAAUGUGUUAUGGUGAAACUGAAGUACAAUGCAUAAAGAUUUUUGCAUCAAUAAUAUUGGUGAAGAUUUAGUAGAGCUCUGUACUGGUUACAGUUGCUAAUACAGUCGCAUUUUGUUACUGUGACUGUUCUCGCUGGUUACUGAUGACACUUUAAAACUACAAUAGUCACUAAUGAUUAUAGACCUAAUUUAUCAUAUGUUUUUAUUUUAUUUUAGUUUGUAAAUAGAGUAUAUAUGUAAAUUUUAGUGACUUGAAAUGUCACUAAUUCCCCUUUUUAAAAGAUUGAUAAGUAUGUAUAUAAAUAUUUAUUUUCUCAUAGUUCAGAAUUAGAUUGUAAUUCAUGAGUAAGUUUGACAAUAUUAUAUUCUUGUCAGGAAUCGCUACAAGGUUGAUCAAUUCUUCUGAAAAGUUUUAUGUAACUUUAUAUUUACAUUAUUCACUUAAAAUUUUGUUUAAGGAGUCAUACUUUUAUAGUCACCAGUUUAUCCACUCGAGUGCACGAUAUGGGUACUGUACUUUAUUAACUUUUAUUAGUGACCCAUUCACCAGAAGAUAGAAAUAGUUUGACACAAUCAUUCAGCACGUAACUACACUCAUUAAUGUUACACCCGGUUUUUUUUUCCUUCAUACAUGUUCAGAGUUGUCAAUAAGAAUUUGCUAAUAAUUCAUGUUAAGCGCUCAACUUAAGUGAGUCAUUCAGUGCAAGACGUGGUGGAGGCUCGAUCCUCCUCCUGCUGAGCACCAGAGAGAGACGCACUUCAUGUUUGUACUCAGCUAGAUCAAAAUAUUCAAAUAAGAUUUUGAAUAUUUUACAGAAGAUUUUAGUAUCCGAAAUAAACAGAUCGGACUGGAAGAUGGAGAGUCCCAGGCAGCAACAACCUGGUAAACCUAAAAUUCAUUCUUGGCUAAAACAGUGGGACUUGAAGUCAUUAGUUUUAUCGGAAAUUAAUUUUUAUUGGCAACCCUGUCUAUUUAAUAUUCUUCUUUUAAAUUUGUUAGGCUUUGUUACUAUACAUAAGCUUGCUUUUCUAUAUCCUUGUGAAAAAAAGAUGACACUAAACUAUUCUUAUUUAGACAGUGCUGACUUUUAAGCCCCAUUCAAAUAAUGUUCGUGUAAAGAGUUACAAUUUCAGUAUGUAUGAUUUCUCUGCCAACAGUCGAAAAUACUUGAAGAGUUUCUAGUGUACACCGAAGCGUCGAACAUUAGUUACGACCCAGUUUUCUGUUAGUUACAACUAUUAUACAUCAUUGCUUCAUGUGACAGUGAACUCACAUGAUAAGUGAUGCCACAGUGUCAUUAGGCCAAAAAUUAUAUUCAUUAGGAAUUUCCUUCUCCAGUAUUCAGUAUUUAUGGAUAAAAAUAUGACUGGUUUAUUGGCUGUUUGUUUACAGUCGUAUGAUUUGUAUGUGAAAAUUUUAAAUACUAAGCUUCAUUAUUAGGCGUAACGUAAUUCAGUGAUGUACUUAUUGUGUUUGAUUAUAAGUAAAUGUCAAAGUAUUUUUUUAUCAAAUAAGGGUAAAAAAUAUGAAGUAAUUUUAUAUGACUGGUAAUUUCUAAAUUUUGUACCAUAAGAAAUGUAUGCAGACUGGUUCUGCAUUAUCAUAUUUGUUUUUAAAAUUGUUGAAUGAAUACUACUGAUAGCAGAGUUUUUAUUUAAUCUGGUAUAGUACUAAAAAAUGCAUUUGUUAGGGACUACAUUGCUAAAAAAAUAAAAAGCUGAUUUACUCAUGGGACCUAAAUAACAGCGGCACUGUCAACUUUCGUCUCUUUGAUAAGAUGAGGCAUUAGACAAAUGCAACAUCUGGGUAUCUUUAUUGCAGACGUUUCGCCAUCCAGUGGCUUUAUCAAUACAAAUUCAAGGACAAAAUUGGAAGAUAGAACUAUUUACAAAAGAUUAGGUAAUCAAUCCCUAACUGUUGGAGAUGGCGAUGAGCACCGUAGUCGUGAAAAGUCAGACGAUUUUUCACGACUACGGUGUUCUUCAACUCCAACGCUGAACCACUGAUUACCUCAUCUUAUGUAUAUAGUUCUACUGUCUUCCAAUUUGGUCAUUCAAUUUACAUUGAUAAAACCAUUGGAUGGCGAAACGUCUACAAAAAAGAUACCCAGAUGUUGCAAAUGUGUCUAAUUAUUCAUCUUGUCGGUAUUGUAUACCAUACUGUUGAUAGGCACAGAGAUAUGUAACACAACUGAGAAACUAUAUGCAAGAUUUGUUAUCCACGUAGCAAGACUUUAUAUGCUCAGUUUUGGAAUAGCAGCGAUAGACAUAAAAAAAAUCUUGAUAUAGUUGUUAUAUAGUGAGCAUAAAGUGGUUCCAAGACAGGGUUUUUCAUCCUGUAUCAGGUGUAAUAUAACUAAUUAUUUAUGAUGUAAGUCUCUCUGAUCAAACAAGAAAUAAAAUGAACUAGUUUCACCGCUGUUCAGUAUAUUAUAUAGAAUUUAUUAUAAUUGCUAAGAUUUCAGGGAAGGUUUGAACUAGUGACAGUAGGCACAUAUAAUUUAAACCUUGAUAACAUAAGACUGUAUGGGCUCCCUUAAGAUAUCUCUCACAUCGGCCUGCCAGUCUCUAUUCCCUCACGCCCACAUACCUACUCUUCACUAUGCAAUGUGCCAUUACUGUGCAUUGUGGUUACCAACCACAUGCACGCUCAUACCUGUGUUACCUUUUAGCUCAUACAAAGUUGGAGUUACUUGUAUCAGUUUGAGUUUUGAGAAGUUGUUGACUCAGAGCGUCUGAUGCUUACCUAGCAAGAUGAUAUCAAACGUUAUUCUGAUAUAUUGUGCAUUUUUGUUGUUGUUUAUAGGUUUAAAUGAUCCCCCACAUAUGUUAACUGUUAAACUAUAUAUGAAAGAUGCGAGAUAUAAACUUGUUAGCUAUGGUCCUAUAUAAGAUAUAUGAGAUAUAUGAUAUUUUUUGGUUUGGUGUCAAAAUAAUGUUAUAUACAUUCCAGUGUCUGAUGUGCUAAUGUUUUUUUUAUUUAACUAUUCAUCCCAAGAAAUAUAUUUUAAACAAUGACGAAUGAAUUUCCGCAAAUGCCCAACUUAAUAAUUUUUAGAUAUUAAAUUUUUUGCACACUUUACUUAAAUAAUGGUAAAGAUAUACCAUCAUUGAAGAAUUCAUAUCUUCAGUAAUUUUAUUUGUUGUUGUUCCUUGAAUAAGAUACUGUGUCCAGGUCAUUCUUGUAUCUGUCACUCUCCACAAGUUUAGCAUCAUUUAGCAUCAGGUAUCUUAGAUCUCAAAAUUUCGUCAGUUGUAACCUGGCUGGCUGUGUUAUGUUCACAGUUAUAUAACGUGUAUCCUGGACAGUUGUAUACAGUUAUAUAACGUGUAUCCUGGACAGUUGUAUACAGUUAUAUAACGUGUAUCCUGGACAGUUGUAUACAGUUAUAUAACGUAUAUCCUGGACAGUUGUAUACACAGUGUAAUAACGUGCAUUGCCUGGG
This is a messenger RNA of Cherax quadricarinatus, 5381 nucleotides long. The record is from RefSeq and is a predicted model, not a curated record. Lineage: Eukaryota; Metazoa; Arthropoda; Malacostraca; Decapoda; Parastacidae.